AUGACUACCGUCGAGCCUGAGAAGACCGCAAAUAUCCUCACAGGUCUCUUCCAAGAUUUCCAUUCUCUUUGGUGGGUUUGCUAUCGGAGUAUGCUCGAAGCAGCUUACACCGCCUUCAUUCCCGAUAACAUCAAAGGAGGUUUGCCAAAUUAUUAUGAGUUGGCAAACGCUCAGUUCCACAUCUGCGGUACUCUGCCACGGGUUCUGCCCGACGCUGUGAACCCGACCGCGAUUGGCUCCAUUACCUUCCGCGUGCAAAAUGGUCGGGCCGCUCCAGAUCGUAGGACCUUCGAAGAGCUCCAUUUCCCUUUUGCCCAGGGGAACGAGUCCUUUAAGUAUCAGCGCACGGCCUGA
This is a messenger RNA of Pochonia chlamydosporia 170, 354 nucleotides long. RefSeq lists its product as hypothetical. The coding region runs from base 1 to 354 and encodes 117 amino acids. The record is from RefSeq and is a predicted model, not a curated record. NCBI's taxonomy places the organism in Eukaryota, Fungi, Ascomycota, Sordariomycetes, Hypocreales, Clavicipitaceae. The transcript has a single exon.